UCAACCAAAGAUGGCUGCGCCCAGGAGAGUAGGACAAAGGUUGCAGUGAACCCCGGGCGUAGCUGAGGAAAAUCGGAGGUGGCCGCGGCUCCUGAGAGAAGGAGAGCAUAAGGCUCAAGAUGGAAAAUCAUAAAAUAGAUGAUGCUAAGGAAAAUGAAACACAUUUCAUUACCAUAACGGGAAAAAUUAACCAGCUUCCAGAAACAGAAAGUAGGCGUCCCAGGGGCUGGUAGGACCCUGACCCCAAGGUGGCGGCGCCCAGUGAAGUGGCUGUGGCCACCUCUGGCGAAGGCGAUGGCGGGAGUGGCGGCUUUGGAUUAUGGCUAGACGGACGAUUGGAGGCGCUGGGGGUGGACCGAGCCAUUUAUGGCGCCUACAUCUUGGGUGUCCUGCAGGAAGAAGAGGAAGAAGAAAAGCUGGACGCUCUGCAGGGUAUCCUCUCUGCUUUCCUGGAAGAGAUUCCCUCCUUAAUAUCUGCAAGGAGAUUGUGGAACGAUGGUCGGAGACUCAGAAUGUUGUCACCAAAGUGAAAAAAGAAGAUGAGGUUCAGGCCAUUGCGACUCUAAUUGAGAAGCAGGCACAGAUUGUGGUAAAACCCAGGAUGGUGUCAGAAGAAGAGAAGCAGAGAAAAGCUGCCCUCCUGGCCCAGUAUGCUGAUGUGACAGAUGAAGAGGAUGAAGCAGAUGAGAAGGAUGAUUCAGGUGCCACCACAGUGAACACUGGUUCUGACAAAUCCCUUUUCCGAAACACCAAUGUGGAAGAUGUCCUCAAUGCUCGAAAACUGGAGCGAGACUCACUUAGGGAUGAGUCCCAAAGGAAGAAGGAACAGGAGAAGCUGCAGAGGGAGAGAGACAAACUGGCCAAACAGGAGCACAAGGAAAAGAAAAGGACACAGAGAGGGGAACAAAAGCGAUAACCUUGGCCUAGUCUAUUUCCCCCAUCCAUGAACUUCAUCACAUAGCAACUGGUUGUGCCCAUGUAUAUUUAAGGGAAAUGAGAGAACACUGCAAAGUGGUUUCCCAAGGCAUUUCCCCUUUUGUUUACAUGGUCAAAAGGAAAAUCACAAUCACUUUUAAUUACAAAAUGUGCCAGUUUAAAAAAAAAAAAAUAUAUGCAAAUAUCCUUUCCCAUUGUGUAGGUUGUCUCUUUGCUUUGGUUAUUGUCUCCGUAGCUGUACAGAAGCUUUUCAGUUUAAUGAAGUCCCAUUUGUUUAUUUUUGUUGUUGC
Molecule: messenger RNA, 1226 nt
Organism: Nycticebus coucang (slow loris)
Lineage: Eukaryota; Metazoa; Chordata; Mammalia; Primates; Lorisidae
Gene: TMEM126A
Product: transmembrane protein 126A
Exons: 3
Coding region: 320-916 (198 amino acids)
Biological process (GO): mitochondrial respiratory chain complex I assembly
Cellular component (GO): mitochondrion
Source: RefSeq, a predicted model, not a curated record